Molecule: messenger RNA, 2761 nt
Organism: Corythoichthys intestinalis (scribbled pipefish)
Lineage: Eukaryota; Metazoa; Chordata; Actinopteri; Syngnathiformes; Syngnathidae
Exons: 2
Coding region: 22-2523 (833 amino acids)
Biological process (GO): proteasome-mediated ubiquitin-dependent protein catabolic process; negative regulation of translation; protein polyubiquitination
Molecular function (GO): ubiquitin protein ligase activity; protein binding; translation repressor activity
Source: RefSeq, a predicted model, not a curated record
AGCACCUUGCAUACAGCCACAAUGUUGCUACGCACUCAAGACAGACGUCCUCUCCUUGGAUUUUCAGCGCUAUUAACACAAAGUAUUACCCAUCAAAGACAAUCUGCAUCUACAGUGAUUCCAAAAGAAUCCAUCUUUACAUUACAUUCUCUAACUUCACCACCUCCGUGGGCAACACAGGCACUUUCCAAUCUGGAACAGGGAGAAAGAGAACUGCAAAGUCUCAGGGAACGCCAGCAGGCUGAGGUGGAUGAGGUGAAUCGGGAAUUGGACAAUGCAGCAAUCGACGCCCAGAGGGAAGAACGUCGUCUCCUUGAGAAGAUUGAGGGGGAACAUAGAGAAGCCCAGCGUCUUUUGAGUCAGGUGAAGAGAGAAAAUGCAGCAGCUGUGAGGGUUGUCCAAUCCCUUAUUGACCAGCAGCUUCGGAAAAUGUGGCAGCUAAAGGAGCAGAUACAACGAUGGGGCAGUACAGCAGGGGGUGCCAACAAAAAUCAGCUACAAAGAGGGGUAGCAGAGGUCACCCAGCCUUGGGAAAUCUCUCUUACAAUUAAAAGGGUCGGCUUCCUACCGACCGAAUCCAAAAAUCUAUGCUUGGGGGAGGUCAACGUCUAUGAGCAAGGUAUCAAUUAUCCAAUCGGUGUUUGUGGCGUCCAAGGCCAGAAAUGUGCACUGCACUCAGGAGACUCAACAUUUUCAAACGUCACCCCACUGGAAAUCCGUAAAGAACCUUCAACACUCAAAGCUGGGCAAAGACAUAAUCCAGAGGACAGCACAAAGACAAAGAAUGGAAACCUGCAAAUUGCUCAGAAACAAAAAAUGUUAAGCUCUACAUUGAAUGUGGAGCUCAGAUCAUCAAUAUCUCCCACACCGAGGCACCGUGGAGUAUCAGAGUCCUCCCAAGAGGAGGAGGAGAACUCGAAGUGCUCAGACAUACAUGGAAGAGAGCUUGCAAAUGCUACUGCAUCAUUCUCAAGUCAAGGAGAAUCUGAAGGUGAUGAACCAAAUGGCAAAUGGGAUGGAACAGAGAGAUGUUCCACUGUAAAAGGAAAGAAAAAGAAAAAAGGCUUUGCCCUUAUCUCAUGUGACCAAACAUCCUUCCCCCUUGAAAGUGAUUCCCUUUCCAGCAACAGUGUUGGAUUCCUUUCCUCGAGAGCUAAUUUAUUUUCUGAUAAAGCCCUAUCCAUAUCAAAUGAAUCAAAGAACAACGUGAGUCCUAUAUCCCCAACAGCCAGUGAGGAUUCAUGUUUCACUUACACUGUGAAUGUACCAGUCAACGGAUCCCUCAGGCAGGAGCACCACCACUCACUUUCUUCUGACAAGUUCUCGGGUAAACUAAGUCCUGUAAGCCCCGGUGACAAAGGUCUCUGUGGAGCUAUUAGGAAAGUCAACAAAAUGCGACUGACAGCUGAACCAUCAACAUUUGAACUAGGCCAGGGACAUGGUUCAGAGUCAGAAACAGACAGCAACACUACAUAUGCUGAGAAACCACAUUCCAGACCCCAGACGCCCGUUCCAAAGGUGUUUGUCUUAAAUCCUGUGAAUCAAUCUCCAUCGGUGACGGAUGAAGAAUUUGAGGAAUCAAAGCAGUACAAAAAUUAUAACAAAGAGAAAGAUGUUGCAGAAUUGAGGGCGUUGGAGGAAGAGAGUUUUCCUGCAUUUAGCUCAGCUUUUCUAGUUAAACAAUUUGGAAAACAAGGAUCAGGACGCACAGAUUUCAACUUGCCAAGUGGCGUACAUGCAACAGCUAAAGGGCAGCUGUUCGUGGUGGACUGUGGAAAUGCCCGAAUUCAGGUGACCGACCUCCAGAAGAAUGUUGUGCAGCAAGUGUCCACUUCCGGGACAGAGAGAUCUUCCCGUAUCUGCAAUUACUUUGAUGUGGCCGUCAACUCGAAAGGACUCAUUGCUUUGACCUGCGCAGCUGAGCGAGCAGUGCUAGUCUUCAACCGUCACGGGCGGCUACUGCAGACUUUUGGGGGCACAACAAGUGGCACCACCAAUGAAGAACUGGAUGCUCCUCGUGGAGUGACUGUUAACCGGCAAGAUGAUUUCUUGAUUGCUGACAUUAAGCGUGGCACCGUCACUGCUCUGAAACUGGACUCCAAAUCUGGGGCCAGGCUAGAGCGUACAGUUGUCAAUGGUUACCACAGGCCAUACCUGGUGGCAGCCUGUCUCACAACUGGCCUCAUGGCGCUGUCAGAAAGAGGCAACGAGACUGGCCGUGUGCCAUGUAUUCGUGUCUUGGGGCCUGGAUGGAACACAAUACGAAUCUUGGGGGUCUGCUCCGGCCUCGGGCCUGUCCUGUCCUGCCCUUGGGGGCUUUGUAUCGACAGCAAUGGGGAUGUACUGGUCGCAGAUUGGGGGAAGCAGCACCACCAAAUUAUUCUCUACCCAUCUAAGGGUGCUGGCUGGCCACUAGUGACGGACAACCUGAAAAGCCCAAGAGGUCUAUCUCUGCUCCCUGAUGGUCACAUGGUAGUGUCGGACAGCAUGAAUCAUUCUGUCAAGAUAUAUCGCUACAAAUGACUCCAAGAGGAUUAAGAAGACCAGAAAAUAUUUGUAGUAAAGUCUUUGAUUAACUUGAAGAGUAUGUGUGAAGUAACCCACAUUCAGUUAAAUUAGUCGAGACUGCUCACUACUACAGUUAUCUACAAACUGUUUUCACAAAUGGAGCAUGGAAAUGUCUUUUUUUUUUCUUCAAGCAUAAAGUAUAUAUCUGAUUAAAUGCCACUCAUAUAUCUGAUCAAAAGUUAUUAAAUGAAAA